GUUUAACCAGACAGAAGGAUGUGUCUGUGAUAGAGAUUCAAAAGCAGGGGUGUCUCCUUCUCUCUCGAUCUAUCUCAGUAUCAAACUAACUCCUUUCUUUCUAUAAUCUCAUCAUGGAGGGAGAAGGUAUAUCCAAAGCAAAUGAGCAAAAACCAAAGUUCAAAAGCAUAUGUGUAUUCUGUGGCAGCAGAGCUGGACAAAAGGCUUCAUUCACCGAUGCAGCUCUUGAGCUUGGUAAACAGCUGGUAGAAAGAAAUAUUGAUUUGGUGUAUGGAGGAGGAAGUGUUGGGCUCAUGGGUUUGAUCUCUCGGACUGUAUUCAAUGGAGGUCGCCAUGUUCUUGGAGUAAUUCCUAAAGCUCUUUUGUCCCAUGAGAUAUUAGGAGAAACUAUUGGAGAGGUUAAAAUUGUUGCGGACAUGCACCAGAGGAAGUCAGCAAUGUCUAAACAUGCCGAUGCUUUCAUAGCACUUCCUGGUGGUUAUGGAACCAUGGAAGAGCUUUUAGAGAUAAUAGCCUGGGCUCAGUUAGGAAUUCAUGAUAAACCAGUGGGAUUGUUAAAUGUUGAUGGGUAUUACAACUGCUUGCUUACCUUAUUUGACAAAGGAGUUGAGGAAGGUUUCAUAGAAGGUUCAGCUAGAAAUAUUGUGGUCAUUGCAGAUACAGCAGCAGAACUCCUCAGAAAGAUGGAGGAGUAUGCACCAGUGCAUGACAAGGUUGCAUCCAAACAAAGUUGGGAAGUGAACCAAUUAUUGGAGUCUAAUCAAAGUGGGGAAACCCCGACAGCUUAGAUGCUCAAUCCACCAUCAGUUUUUAUGUACAUAACAUGUUCUGGGUUUACUUCUUCAAUCAGAAUGAAAUAGGACAACAAAAGAUAUCCUUCAUCUUUUCUUGUCUUUCUUGACUUAGUUCAGUUAGUUGGUAAUGGAAUUUUUUUUCUUUUUUUUUUUUUGAAAAUAGGUAAUGGAAGUUGGUAAUGGAAUUUGCUCCUAAUUAACUUUUCCGAUGAAU
Molecule: messenger RNA, 1008 nt
Organism: Rubroshorea leprosula
Lineage: Eukaryota; Viridiplantae; Streptophyta; Magnoliopsida; Malvales; Dipterocarpaceae
Source: the annotation of a GenBank genome assembly